Molecule: messenger RNA, 2677 nt
Organism: Andrographis paniculata
Lineage: Eukaryota; Viridiplantae; Streptophyta; Magnoliopsida; Lamiales; Acanthaceae
Product: pentatricopeptide repeat-containing protein At2g13600
Exons: 3
Coding region: 226-2337 (703 amino acids)
Biological process (GO): RNA modification
Molecular function (GO): RNA binding; protein binding
Source: RefSeq, a predicted model, not a curated record
CUGUUAUUCAAAUUGCACCCUUACUCUCUAAUUGGCCAGAACAUAUAUAUAUAUAUAUAUAUAAAGACUCGUCGUUGAAACGUUUCACUAAAAUGAAUUAUACCCUUUUUCACUUUUACUUGUUUGAGCUCGGUUUUCACGGUUUCCUCUAUGGUGUUCAUAAAUCCGGAGACUUUAAUCAGGAAACAGGAUACUGAAAUCGUUAUUUAAUCUCCUAGUAAUGGAAUGGCCAGAAUUGCAUUCUUCGGUGGCUGUAAAUUCUCACUCAGUCACUCAUCUUCACCAUUUGCUAAGCUCCUGGAAACCUGCACGAAAUCUAGGUCAUCAACAGACGUCCGGGCUGUCCAUGCUUCCAUUGUCAAGUCUCAGUUCAUUCAUGAAGUGUUCAUCAACAAUAGGCUGAUCGAUGUGUACGGAAAAUGUGGGUAUUUUAAAUACGCCCGUAAGUUGUUCGACAAAAUGCCUACAAGAAAUGCCUUUACUUAUAAUUCAAUUAUCGGUGCAUUGACGAUGUCUGGAUCGAUAGAUGAGGCUGAAAAGGUUUUUGCUUCAAUGCCUGAACGUGAUCAGUGUUCCUGGAAUUUGAUGGUCUCUGGUUUUGCUCAGGCUGAGAACUUUGAUAGAUCUUUGGAGUAUUUUGUGAAAAUGCAUGAAGCAGAUUUCAUGCUGAAUGAGUAUAGUUUUGGGAGUGCACUCAGCGCUUGUGCCGGAUUGCGGGACUUGCGAAUGGGUAUACAAAUUCAUGCUUGUCUUGCUAAGUCAAGGUUCGAAUUGGAUGUCUAUAUGGGCUCUGCGCUAAUCGACAUGUAUGGAAAGUGCAGGGAUGUGGAUUGUGCUAAGAAAGUUUUCGAUGGAAUGGCCGAGCGAAAUGCUGUUUCUUGGAAUAGCAUGAUUUCCUGUUACGAACAAAAUGGACCGGCGAAUGAAGCGCUAAAGAUGUUUGUAAAGAUGAUGGAAAAUGCAAUCGAGCCAGACGAGAUGACCCUCGCUAGCGUGAUCAGCGCUUGUGCGAGCUUAAGUGCAGACAAAGAAGGCCGGGCUAUUCAUGCCAAGUUAAUGAAAUAUGAUAAGUACCGCAAUGAUCUUGUGACGUGCAAUGCAUUGGUUGAUAUGUACGCUAAGUGUAAUAAGAUAAAAGAAGCGAGGUGGAUAUUCGAUGGGAUGCCAGUACGAAACGUAAUAUCUGAGACAUCAAUGGUAAGUGGAUAUGCGAAGGUAGCCAGCGUAAAAAUGGCAAGAAGUAUGUUCUCGAAGAUGUUGGAGAGGAAUGUUGUUUCUUGGAAUGCACUGAUUUCUGGAUACACGCAAAAGGGGGACAACGAGGAGGCACUCGGACUCUUUCUUCUCUUGAAGAGGGAAUCAAUCUGGCCGACUCACUUUACAUUCGGGAAUCUUCUCAAUGCUUGCGCGAAUCUCGCUGACUUGCAGCUUGGCAGGCAAGCUCACGCUCAUGUUUUAAAGCAGGGUUUCCGAUUCCAGCAUGGACCAGAGCCUGAUGUUUUUGUCGGAAAUGCUCUUAUAGAUAUGUAUCUGAAAUGUGGAUCGGUUGAAGAUGGAAGCAAGGUUUUCAGAAACAUGGUUGAAAGGGAUAAUGUUUCGUUUAAUGCCAUGAUCGUUGGAUAUGCGCAAAAUGGGCAAGGGACUGAAGCUCUUCGGCUGUUUAAGGAUAUGCUGGAAUCUGGAGAAAGACUGGAUCAUGUGACGAUGAUUGGAGUACUUAGUGCUUGUAGUCAUGCCGGAUUGGUUGAUGAAGGGCGCCGGUACUUUAAUUCAAUGAAGAAAGAGUAUGGUCUCGAACCCCAGAAAGAUCACUAUACUUGUAUGGUCGAUUUACUAGGACGAGCUGGUCGGCUUAUUGAAGCGAAAGAUUUGAUAGCUUCAAUGCCAAUGCCUCCGGAUAAUGUUGUGUGGGCAUCUUUGCUUGCCGCCUGCAAAGUUCACCGUAAUGUUGAAUUAGGAAGUUUUGUUGCCAAACAACUCUUGGAGAUAGAUCCGGAAAAUUCUGGCCCCUACGUUCUUCUCUCAAACAUGUAUGCUGAACUCGGGAAAUGGCGAGAUGUGACAAGAAUUAGGAAGCUUAUGAAACAACGCGGUGUGGUGAAACAGCCCGGUUGUAGUUGGAUUGAAAUAGCAAGUGAAAUGCAUGUUUUCAUGGUCAAGGAUACAAGGCAUUUGCAGAAGAGGGAAAUAUAUUCGUUACUGAGAACACUUACUAAAACGAUGAAGCUUUCAGGCUAUGUUCCAAAUGUUUGUGAUUUUGAUGCCGACAUGGAACAAGGCUACAAUGAUUUCAUCACAUACCGAGAGUCCGAGGAACUGCUAGCUCCAUCGAUCUGAUAGUAUCCAAGAUUAUCCUCCAGAUCCCGGAAAGAAUUGGCAAUCUAUUAAAAGAAUCAGGAGCCAAGAAAACAACAUAUAAGUGGACAAAAGCAUAAAAAGGUUGCAAGAAAGAAACAAGCUGCAAAGCAGCCAAGAAAUGUUGUAGUAGUGGUUGUUAUCCUUGGAGAAUGGCCAUGCUUCUCUAACCUUAUCCAAAUCAGGAACCCUUCAAAUGGAUACUUGAAGAGCGAGGCGUAGUGCAUGAAUAUCCAGUAAUUUGGGAUGUCGUGCUUCGAUAUGAAGUAGCCGGAGAACAGGAAGAACGAACCCAUGACUGCAGAAAUCACUGAGUUCCCGA